This is a messenger RNA of Tinamus guttatus (white-throated tinamou), 1974 nucleotides long. The record is from RefSeq and is a predicted model, not a curated record. Lineage: Eukaryota; Metazoa; Chordata; Aves; Tinamiformes; Tinamidae.
CUUGGAGAAGCCCUUAAAGCUGGUGCUUAAAGUGGGAGGGAGCGAAGUGACCGAGCUCUCCGGGUCAGGGCACGAUUCCAGCUACUACGAUGACAGGUCGGAUCACGAGCGAGAGCGGCACAAAGAGAAGAAGAAGAAAAAGAAAAAAAAGUCGGAAAAGGAAAAGGAAAAGCAUCUUGAUGAUGAGGAAAGAAGAAAGAGAAAGGAAGAGAAAAAGAGGAAACGGGAAAAAGAACAGUGUGACACUGAAGGGGAGACUGACGACUUUGAUCCUGGAAAAAAAGUGGAGGUUGAACCUCCUCCAGAUCGCCCUAUCCGAGCAUGCAGAACUCAGCCAGCUGAAAAUGAAAGCACGCCCAUCCAGCAGCUACUGGAACACUUCCUUCGCCAGCUUCAAAGACCCUCAUGGAUUUUUUGCUUUUCCAGUCACGGAUGCCAUUGCUCCUGGAUAUUCCAUGAUCAUUAAACACCCUAUGGAUUUUGGUACUAUGAAGGAAAAAAUUACAGCAAAUGAAUACAAAUCAGUCACUGAAUUCAAGGCAGAUUUUAAACUAAUGUGUGAUAAUGCAAUGACAUACAACAGACCAGAUACUGUUUACUACAAGCUAGCCAAGAAGAUACUGCACACAGGCUUUAAGAUGAUGAGCAAACAGGCAGCUCUUUUGGGUGAUGAAGACACAGCAGUUGAGGAACCUGUUCCUGAAGUUGUUCCUGUACAAGCAGAGACUACCAAGAAAUCCAAAAAGCAAAAUAAAGAAGUUAUUAGUUGCAUCUUUGAACCUGAGGGAAAUGCAUGCAGCCUGACAGAUAGCACUGCUGAAGAACAUGUCCUGGCACUAGUGGAGCAUGCAGCAGAUGAAGCUCGGGAUAGGAUCAAUCGAUAUCUACCCAACAGCAAGAUUGGUUAUCUGAAAAAGAAUGGAGAUGGAACUCUAUUAUUCAGUGUAGUCAACUCAUCUGAUCCAGAAGCAGAGGAGGAAGAAACUCACCCCGUUGAUCUCAGUUCACUGUCAAGCAAAUUAUUACCUGGCUUCACUACACUGGGCUUUAAAGAUGAACGAAGAAACAAAGUAACCUUUCUUACAAGUGCAAGCACAGCACUUUCCAUGCAAAACAACUCUAUAUUUCAUGAUCUGAAAUCAGAUGAAAUGGAACUGCUGUAUUCAGCAUACGGUGAUGAAACUGGGAUACAAUGUGCCUUAAGCUUACAAGAAUUUGUGAAGGAUGCUGGAAAUUACAGCAAGAAAAUAGUGGAUGAUCUUCUGGACCAGAUCACUAGUGGAGAUCAUUCCAAAACUAUUUAUCAGCUAAAGCAGAGGCGAAACAUACCAGUAAAACCACUGGAUGAAGUUAAAGUUCUGCCAGUUCUAAUAAAAGAGGAACACAAGUUGCGGAAUGCCUGUCCAGACUCUUCCAAACAGAUAAUGGUUGGUGAGUCUUCGGGAGACAAUAAUCCUUCUGACUUGGACUUUCUCUCUAUGAAACCAUACUCAGAUGUUUCUCUUGAUAUAUCCAUGUUAAGUUCAUUAGGAAAAGUGAAAAAGGAGCUUGAUCAUGAUGAUAGCCAUCUACAUUUGGAUGAAACAACCAAGCUACUGCAAGACCUCCAUGAGGCUCAAGCUGAGAGAGUGGGAUCCCGGCCAUCAUCCAACCUGAGUUCCCUCUCCAAUACUUCAGAGAGAGACCAGCAUCAUCUUGGAAGCCCUUCUCAUCUGAGCGUUGGAGAGCAACAAGACAUGGUUCAUGAUCCCUAUGAAUUUCUUCAGUCUCCAGAAACCUCAAAUGCUAAUACUAACUAAUCUGACAUGUAAUAUAGAUAUUUUGUAUUUUAAGUGUAUAACGUUUUUAUAAAGUUUUUGUCCAUGGCAAAAACCUCAAUCUUGUCCUCUUUUGUUUGAGGAUUGCUGUUUAAUAUCAUACACAUUGGAUUAAAAAAACAAAAAAUGCCUAAUAUAUCAUGUUGUUAGCAAUGUA